CUAGAGAGCAGCAAAUAAAGAGCAGCAGCUCUCAAGGCCGCAUCUUUCUCUUUAGACCCUUUCGUCCCUCUUAAUUCUCUGAGAAAAAAGAGUAGAAUUAACAAAGAGAAAGAAGACGAUGGGAAGCGUUAAGGACUUGAAAUCGAAGCAGGAGCUCGACGAAGCUCUCAAUGGAUCGUCGCCGGUCGUCCUCCACUUCUGGGCGUCGUGGUGCGAGGCCUCGAAGCAGAUGGAUCAAGUCUUCUCCCAUCUCUCCACCGAUUUCCCUCACGCUCUCUUCUUUAGGGUUGAAGCAGAAGAGCAGCCAGAAAUUUCAGAGGCUUAUGCAGUUUCAGCAGUGCCAUAUUUUGUCCUCUGCAAGGAUGGUAAAACCGUUGACACACUGGAGGGUGCAAAUCCGUCUAGUUUGGCUAACAAAGUCGCAAAAAUUGUUGGAUCUGCUGACAAUGCAAAAUCAGCUGCACCAGCGAGUCUAGGAUUGGCUGCUGGACCUGCAGUUCUUGAAACAGUUAAAGAGUUAGCAAAGGAUAACGGAUCCUCCCACUCCGUAACUCCAAGCUCAGGACUUUCAAACUCACUGAAGAACCGACUUCAGCAGCUUGUGCACUCUCACCAUGUGUUUUUAUUUAUGAAAGGAACUCCUGAGCAGCCCAAGGUUUUAAUUUUAUGGAGAACAUCCUCUGUGCACCCCAAGGUGUGGCUUCAGCAGGAAGUGGUUGAUAUUUUGGAAGAGACUGACAACGAGGUGAGAGAAGGAAUGAAGCAAUUUUCAAAUUGGCCUACUUUUCCCCAGCUUUAUUGCAAAGGAGAACUUGUUGGUGGCUGUGACAUUAUAGUUGCUAUGCAUGAAAGUGAAGAAUUGAAGGAUGUAUUCAUAGAUCAUGGAAUUCCUGUUAUUUCCAAAGAAACUAAGGGCUCAGCAAAGAGCGGGGGUAUCUCUGACGCCUCAGGCUUGAGUGCUGCCUUGAGUUCUCGCCUUGAAACCCUAAUCGCUUCAAGCCCUGUCAUGUUGUUUAUGAAAGGUAAACCAGAGGAGCCUAAGUGUGGCUUUAGUGGAAAAGUCGUUGAAAUCCUUAAGGAAGAAAAGAUUACAUUUGGGUCCUUUGAUAUUCUCUCUGAUGAUGAAGUGAGGCAGGGGCUCAAAGUGUUAUCUAACUGGUCUAGCUAUCCGCAACUUUAUAUAAAAGGUGAGCUAAUUGGGGGAUCUGAUAUAGUGCUGGAGAUGCAAAAGAGUGGUGAACUGAAGAAAGUUUUAGCUGAGAAAGGGAUACUUCCAUCUGAGACACUUGAGGACAGGCUUAAGAAUCUCAUCUCAGCAUCGAGUACAAUGCUUUUUAUGAAGGGCACCCCUGAUGCUCCUCGUUGCGGUUUUAGCUCAAAGGUAGUGGAUGCGCUUAAGAAGGAAGGGGUUAGGUUUGGGUCGUUUGACAUUCUGAGUGAUGAGGAAGUUAGGCAAGGACUGAAGACUUAUUCAAAUUGGCCAACAUUUCCUCAGCUGUACUACAAAGGUGAGCUGAUUGGUGGCUGUGAUAUUAUACUGGAACUGUAUAACAAUGGGGAGCUCAAAUCAACUCUUUCUGAGUAGGCGGAAUUUAGGUGAACAAAUAUGAGUCCUCACCUUUUAUGAAUAUGAUGAUCACUUUUUCUUCUGGAGUCGAUGAAAAUGUUUCUUGCCGAUUAUUUGACGUCGUAUAUUGCAUCACUGUUAUUUAUUUGGUACUCUGAAAUCUAGGAGUAUAUGCCAUAAAAGACUUCUGCUUGGGGAUAUCUAAAGUGAUUGUUAUUGCUGUCUAUUUUAUUGCUCCAUGUUUCUUAGUAGAUGGACUGGUAGCGUGAUGUGGUGAAACAACUGCUUUUUCGAAAUAUUGUGAGCUUUCGGUUGGAUGAAA
This is a messenger RNA of Asparagus officinalis (garden asparagus), 1889 nucleotides long. Its product is annotated as monothiol glutaredoxin-S11. NCBI's taxonomy places the organism in Eukaryota, Viridiplantae, Streptophyta, Magnoliopsida, Asparagales, Asparagaceae. The transcript has 3 exons. The record is from RefSeq and is a predicted model, not a curated record. Bases 119 to 1585 code for a protein of 488 amino acids.